Molecule: messenger RNA, 2525 nt
Organism: Magallana angulata
Lineage: Eukaryota; Metazoa; Mollusca; Bivalvia; Ostreida; Ostreidae
Exons: 6
Coding region: 316-2040 (574 amino acids)
Source: RefSeq, a predicted model, not a curated record
GGCUAGCUUACACGAGUGACGGGCAGGAAUGGGGAUUUUCUUAUCCUUAUCAUCUCAAGACAGGGGGUCGCCUCAUCUGAACAAAAUAUCAUUGAAACUGCUUCAUAUCGACUUGGAUUUCUUCCAUUCAAAUUUCAAUAUUCCGAGUCGAGCUUAAAUUAUCUUUGUAAUGCGAUACUUGGGAGCUUUUAAAAAAAAUAUAUAUCUGAAAACCUUGUAUCCGUUAUCUUGUUCUUCGAGUCAGGAAGUGGAUGGAAUUAAAACGUAGAACGUUUUUCUGCGUUGAUUUGUAAACAUUUUAGUAUUUCGCCUACAAUGGAUCAGAAACCGCCACGUCCCCGCACCUUACAACUGUCCCCCGUCACGGCCAAGAAAGCACCUCGUUCUGGACGUCACCGGAAACAAGCGUCCACCCGACACAGGAGUACAACCGAACUCAAACUACUCGCCAAUAACAUCCGAGGAAUCAUCGAGGAUAUCUCCUUCCAAAACAGUGAACAGUCUCGGGAAAAUGUCCUUCGUCGUUCCUAUAUUGGUAUAAGCCGAAGUGCAGCGGCUACUUACGGAGACGAGCCGGAACCUCUGUUUUCCAGGAGGAAUAUCGUAUCGGCGUUUUACGGGGAAAAUCGUUCCGGAGAUGGCGUUACCAGGGAAACAGCGAUGCAAAUGUCAAAGCGAGUCGCGAAAACGGAGAGAUACGACAAGCGGCUCCAACAAGAAGUGAAGGCGGACAAACGUCAGUCGUGUCCCUGGGAUCUGUCGUAUUUUGACCAACAUGGCGAUAGCAGGUCGCUCCAGAUUCUUGCUACGGAGUUGAACCAUCUCCGGGAAAUCCGCGAGAAUGAAGUACGGGAUUUAUUAACGGUGAACAAUAAACUCCAGCAUGAUCUGUUUGACGCUGACAGAGAAAUAUGUACACUUCAAGAAAAAAACUUUCAGAGUAACAAGAGGUUAGAAGACAUGUUACGUGUGUACGAACGAAUUCGAGAAAACUUGAAGCACUGUUUAACAAAAGUCCGGGAUUUGGAAAGUCUUGGAAAAAUUACACCAUUUAAUUCUGAUGAUGAAUCUUCAGCGCGAGCUCAGAAAGGCGAGGACCGAAGCAAUGACCAGGCCAGUCUGUCCUCGGGUUUCAACACGCUAUCCGAUAUGUCCGAGAGUCUACCACUGGACUCUAUGGCGCUGGGAUACGAAGGUGAUGGAGAGAAUUCUACGUGCGAGAGGCGCCGUGCGGGUCUCUCCAAUAUGACCGACUUACUGCGAGACAUCGACUCCAUCAGCCUGGACAGUCGCAGUACCGGAUGUGGGGGGUCCCCACCAGAUGGCAGCAAUGGUCCGUCCCCACGCCCAGAGCGGAAGCUCCUCAUCCGACUACAGGAGGACGUGAACUCUCUGUCGCAAAUCAAUCGGGACCAAUCUCAGGAAAUCGAGCGACUUCGGUCUGACCUGGCUUCCUGUCGUAAACACAUGACUUCCUCCCAGUUCCAGCUGGAGGCGGUUGAGAUCGAGUGUAGUCGUCUGCUGGCGAUGGAGGACCAGAUCGCCUCCGUCAUCACGCUCCUGCAGAGGGCAAAGGACGUGCAUCUCCACAGACAGAUUUUAGGAGACAUCAUUUUGAACGCCGUGACUAACGCAAUGUGUCUCGACAGUGGAUCAUCAGGUAUAGCAGCAGACGUGUUUCUGAGAGAGCUACACGAGCGAUUGUCAUUGCAUCCUCAGCUUGGUCCCUCCGAUGCAACAGAACCAAUUAAGCGUAAACCGGCUUCUGUAAGCAAGGAGAAGACCAAGCGACCCGGUAGUGGGGACAGCAAACGAUUUGGAGCUAUAUUUUCGGACCUCUCUCUGACACAACCUGUUCUUGAGUUUAAUACGAAGUCUGGCAACAAAGAGACCGACAUUGCUGGGAAAGCGGCGGCUGGAGAAAAGAAAGAUAUUUUCGACGCAUUAAAGUUUAUCGACGACGAGGAGGACCAAUUGAGUGAGGCUGAGUCGUUCCACAGUCUGAGCAGGCACCUGUCGGGGGACCACGAGAAGAACUGAGGGCAUUGAUCGCUAUGAACUCCUUAAUUUACAGUGACAUUGAGAUAUUAUUUAGUUUGUAAGUAGUGUACAUUUGUCGAUAUUAGUCAAUAGGCUGUCAUAAAUAAUUCACUGUAGAAAACAUAAAACUGUAUGUACAAAAAGGGGUUAAUGAAUGGCGACAAACAUAUUUCGUUUGCGUUUGUUUCCAUAAAAAGUGUGCCAGAUAAUUAAACAAAGUCAUAUAGUUCGAUUACUCAGUCAUGUAAUUUGAUUACUCUGUUUUUAGAAUACGAAGUUGAAGCUAUUGGCACGGUAUUCAUGUGCACGAUUUAAACAUUUAAACAUGAGAUAUAACUGUCGAUGACUAAUAGUUACUUUAAAUUAAAUGAUGUUAUGGCAAAGAGUAUUUGAUUUUUUAAACAUGUUUCUAAUUAUGAAAUCAUUAUGUUUAUAAGAUUUAAAAGUAAAAGUCCUUACUAAUAUCUGAUGCCAUUUUAGAGACA